CAACCAAAACAACGAACAUCACGUCGUUGGACGACACCAUUAACGCAUUGCCAUCGCCAUCAUCAUGACACGCCUCACGGAAGAGAUGGUCAUUGCACGAUCCAAGCAAUCGGAUUUAAGCUCUAUUAAAAAACUUAAUUGUUGGGGAAGUGAUCUCAGUGAUGUAUCCAUAAUAAAACGUAUGCGUGGUGUUGAAGUGUUGGCGUUAAGUGUCAACAAAAUCAGCACCCUGCAGCCAUUCGAAGACUGCCUGAAAUUACAGGAAUUAUAUUUACGGAAAAAUUGCAUUCAGGAUAUCAACGAAAUUGCCUAUUUGCAAAAUCUACCAAAUCUCAAAUAUUUGUGGCUGGAGGAGAAUCCGUGCUGUGAGCGAGUGGGAGCAGCUUAUCGUGCAAUUGUAUUGCGUGCUUUACCAAAUCUCAAAAAAUUGGAUAACGUCGAAGUCACACAAGAGGAAGUCGACGAGGCAUUACGUGCCGGUAGUGGUGGUGGCGGCGGAGGCGGAGGUAGUGCCGCUGUCGAAGAUGAUCCAUAUGAGGAUGCCUAUGAACAGCAGCAGUUACAGGAACAACAGAAACAACAACAGCAGCAACAGCAACAAUAUUACGAACAACAACAACAGCAGCAACAACAACAAUACAGACAACAACAAGAACAACAGGCGCAACAGCAACAGCAGCGGCAAACACAAUCACAACCACCUCAGCCACAAUAUCGAAGAAGUUCAAGUCCACAAAAAGAGCAAACGAGUCCUGCCACAACCGAAGAAAGUGUAAGCGAAACAAACAAUGCCAAUGGUGGUUCAUCGUCGAAAGCCUCAACACCUUCUCAGGAACAAGUAUUACACUCACCAUCGCCUAAAUAUAAUUCAACACCAAAAGAGAAUCGUUUAUCGUAUCACCAAUAUGAUAGAUCACCUGAUACCGAUCAGGAAAGUCCACAUGGUGGAGGGUUUCGUGAAAGGGCACCCAUACCACCCAGUGCUUCAACACAUUCCAUGAAGGAAUAUUAUCAAUCAGAUCGCCCCUCAUAUCCAGCCCAUUAUCGCCAUAGCCAAUCCGAUUUAACCGAAUGGGAUGAACAACAUCAUCCGGCUCAUCAUGCCAGCCAGAAUCCCUAUGGCAGUACAGCGGCCUUACAUCACAUGGGCCAACGGCGUAGUGCUGGCACAGAACGUCCCGAACCCGUCGAUCGUUAUGCCUAUAGAAAUGGUCGUGAAAAUGGCGAUUGGGAAGAUGAACGGCCUAGACCAAGACGACCCGAUGGUCGUUAUGCCGAUUCAGCCAGUACAGUAUCAACAGCAGUUCUAAAUCAUUAUUCCGGUUAUCAUCGGAGGCCAAUUAAUAGAAGUUCCAAUUUACUCUCAGCCACCCUGUGUCUGGUGAAAGAAUUAGACUAUCCUAGUUUAGAGGUGGUUGAACAUGCAGUGCGCUGUCGCAUCGAUGAAUUGGCAGCCGAAUGAUGAUGAACAAGAGCCUCCUGAGGAGCGGAUG
This is a messenger RNA of Musca vetustissima, 1493 nucleotides long. RefSeq lists its product as uncharacterized. The record is from RefSeq and is a predicted model, not a curated record. The transcript has 11 exons. Bases 65 to 1462 code for a protein of 465 amino acids. Gene Ontology annotation, biological process: cytoskeleton organization. Lineage: Eukaryota; Metazoa; Arthropoda; Insecta; Diptera; Muscidae. Gene Ontology annotation, molecular function: protein binding.